Messenger RNA from Saccoglossus kowalevskii, 1745 nucleotides. RefSeq names its product kisspeptin receptor 1. The record is from RefSeq and is marked provisional. Gene Ontology annotation, molecular function: G protein-coupled receptor activity. Gene Ontology annotation, cellular component: plasma membrane. Lineage: Eukaryota; Metazoa; Hemichordata; Enteropneusta; Harrimaniidae. Gene Ontology annotation, biological process: G protein-coupled receptor signaling pathway.
GCGGUAUUUGACGUUAAAGACCACACCGGCAGCUUUAAUGCAGAUGCAGAUGUAGUUCAGAUACAGUGGUAUUCUGAUUUACGGAGCCUCACAAGAUGGCGGACUCUGACAGUGAUGUUGACUAUGUUGAUUCGAACGCCAGUUAUAACUACUCGUAUUCGUACUCAUGGUAUUCCUACUCCUAUCCGGACUACGAAUACAAACUUGGACCCGAAUCCGUCGUUGUCCCCGCUGUGUGGGGGAUAUUCUCGUUACUUGGACUGAUUGGCAACAUUUUCAUCGUGAUCGUUGUUUUCAAGUAUUCUCACAUGAGGACAGUUACGAACUAUUACAUCGUCAACUUAGCAUGCACGGACAUUGCGGUGCUGCUACUAUGCGUACCCUUUACCUCUAGUGUAUAUGCCUUCCAUACUGCAUGGGUAUUUGGUGACGCAAUGUGUAGAUUUGUUGCUUGGACACAACUGGCUUCGUGGCAGGCCACGUGUCUGACGUUAACAGUUAUAAGUGCAGAUCGCUACUAUGCCAUCGUGUACCCUAUCAGAUCGAUUAAAUAUAGAACGCCACGGGCGGCAGUCCUCAUCAAUAUAUCGAUUUGGAUAUUUUCCUAUACCAUAACGACUCCUACGCUGUACCUCUAUCGCGUUGAAGUGUACGCCUUCGACAGGGACCAUGCAUUCUGUAUUGAAUAUUUUGCAAGCGACAGUAAAGCGAAUUUCAAUACUGUGUACGUUACAGUGUACGCCCUGCUAUCGUAUUUUUUGCCACUGGUGGUGAUAUUCGUGUGCUACAUGCUCAUGAUCGUGAGACUAUGGAGAACCUCGGGACCGACAGAAGAUGCGAUCAUGUCCGAGCAGGCAGUGCGUCAGAAGAAAAAAAUCACACGAAUGGUUUUAGUGGUGGUCAUUCUUUACGCAGUAUGCCAUCUUCCGAAUCAUGUUCUGAACUUACUCUUCCGGUGGAACUACGAGGUAUUCGCCGACCCUGAUAAUAAAAUGUUACUGAAAGUAGUAAGGAUAUUAGCACAUACGUUGGUGUAUUUUAAUUCUAUCAUCAACCCAAUCGUAUAUAACGUUCUCGGGGACAAUUUCAGGAAGUCUCUAAAGAAAGCAUUCCUACAUAAUUUCAGGAAAAACAAAAUAAUGGAUUCACACACGAUGAAUACUGUCAACGGUAACGGCACACAUACUAUGAAUGUCACGCAUUCGAACAAAGUCCAUCCAUCGAGUUCCAAUUCCAGAUCAGAGAACUAAUUAGAGUGAAAUGAAACGUAUGACGUGGCGAUUCCUGGACUACGUCGAUACUGUGUUCCCGCAUUAUUCAGUCUCAGUCAAUGUGAUUACCGCCUAAUGAGUGUGGCGCAUCUUUUCCACUCGCUCACAAGGACACGUCAAUAAAAAUCGAUUCUCACAUUUGCACAUAAACGCUCGUAUUCCAAAUGAUGUAACACAUGCGAACCGUAGCGACAAGUCGUGCACUUUGCAGUCUUUUCUCGCUCACAAUCAUCGCGCUUCAAUGAGGACGCCUUCUUUCUAUACGAACCCUAUAUCGAGAUGGAUUUCGUCAUGUUGUUGAGUCACGCCGGUGCAAGACACCGUAUGACGGACACCGCCUGCGAACAAUUCUACAAUAUGCACAGAUACAUAUGUUAUUCACUAUUUAUAAAUAUGAUCAAAUAUUUGAAUGUCACUUGUAAAUAAAAUAUGUAUAAAUGUGUAGAUAAUGUAAUAAAUAGACAUGUUUUUUUA